Molecule: messenger RNA, 1888 nt
Organism: Solea solea (common sole)
Lineage: Eukaryota; Metazoa; Chordata; Actinopteri; Pleuronectiformes; Soleidae
Product: protein phosphatase 1 regulatory subunit 12B
Exons: 12
Coding region: 43-996 (317 amino acids)
Cellular component (GO): cytoplasm; Z disc; A band
Molecular function (GO): enzyme inhibitor activity; phosphatase regulator activity; protein kinase binding
Source: RefSeq, a predicted model, not a curated record
UCACUGCUGCAGUGUCUCAGUCUCUGACCUUCCUCAGGAACCAUGCAAGCAUUUGUUCCCAGGCUGUAUCUGACUCCGGUCAGGGAUGAAGAAGCAGAGUCUCAGAGAAAAGCAAAGUCUCGUCAUGCCAGACAGACCCGCAGGUCAACACAGGGUGUGACUCUGUCGGACCUAAAAGAGGCUCAGAAGACCAAGAGCUUUCCUCCUCAGGACAGACAGACGGAGGGAGCAGGCACAGCAGACGACAGGUCCUGUCUGAGGAAAGGCUGCACAGAUGAGAGGAGAGUCACAGCCACGCGGACAGAUUCCACGGAAACAGCAGGGAUGAGUCCAAAAUGGAGCAAACUGGACGAGCAGGGAAACAUUGAAGCCAGGCUAGAAACCCUCACUGAGUGUCCAACACCAAAUAUUUCAUAUCUUUCUGUUGCUGAAUCCUGUGGCCUUCUCCACUGCAACACUUCAUUCAGAGUUGCUGAAAGAUGGUGGCGAGAUGAAAAUCAGAAUCUUGUGGACGACGCAGCACAGACGGGCUUCAGUGAACGGCCGCACCAGAGACGACGCUGCCCUGAUGGCGAAGGUCCAGACUUUGACAUGACAGAGCAUGACAGACUGUCAAGAUAUGACUCCAGUGGAGAGAGUGCCACAGAAAAGCCACUGGGCCGCACCAGCUCUUACACACGAAGAGAGACAAGACUGGCCUCGCUCAAUAAACAGGAACAAGACUCUGCCACCAAAGACUACAAGAAGAUGUACGCUGACGCUUUGCACGAGAAUGAGAGGCUGAAGUCCAGGUUGCAGGACAGCAAACAGGAACUGGUUAAGAUUCGUACCCAGCUGGAGAAAGUCACUCAGAGACACGACAGGUUAUCAGAGAAGUCAUCAGUACUUGAAUCAGAGAAAAGGGAAAAAAGAGUUCUGGAGAAAAGAGUGUCAGACAUGGAAGAGGAGAUAAAGCAGGACGCCCCACUGCGGUUCCGCUGUGGGUACCAGCCCUGAGGGCAGGCUGGGGUGGGGACGAUCUUAACAGAGCUCAAGUCAGACAACCAGAGGCUGAAGGAUGAGAACGGGGCGCUCAUUCGAGUCAUCAGCAAACUGUCCAAAUGAAAAAAGAUUAUCUGAAGCUCCGUGGACACAGUUUAAAUAUCCCUGACAUCCAAAGUUGUGCCUCCUCUCUGGUGAGAAAUAACUGGUGCAGAAUCAAAAACAGAGUUUUACAUGAGUUUCCGUGACUGUUUCCACUUAAAUGGGUUUCUGUUAUUUUUUUAAUACAAAGUAUUUUACACUAAUCAAAUAGGGACCAGUUGUAAAUCCAGGGGUUUGCAUGAAGAUACUGCGUCUGAUAUUAUUAUCCACUUAAUCUCUCUGAGAAGUUUGUUACUUUACAAAAAAAAGAGAGAAAGUAUUUUAAUGAUCUAAUUCAUGAAUGGAAAGAAAUUGAUUACUACUGAAAUGUUCAGCGACAGAAGUGUAUGUUACUGCUGUGCCAUAAAAAUAAAAAAAAAAUGGAUUAGUUUCACAUUGUAAAGUGAAAAGUUUGGACAGUAGGACAAUAAAAAAUGUCAAAAAACCUUUCUGGAUUAGCUAUAUAUGUGUUUUAUUGUUAAAACAUAAAACAUUUCAUUUCAUAAUCCAUAUAUUGUUAUAAAUCAUGUUUGAAUGAGGAACUUAAGUUCUAUGUUGUUGUAAUGUGAUACUGGUGUGGUUUUAUAUUACUCUUGUGUUGCAGCACUGCUCUGCUCUGCUAUGCUGUGUUUGGGUUUGAAAACAUGGCAUCAUUAAAGGCUCCAAAAUUGGUUUCGAUUAAUUAAUUAAAAUGAAUUUUCCAUUCAGGAUUUAAAACCAGACUCAGGUAAAAUGAAACCCUGCAAACGAUCUGUUCUAAAGAAAG